Messenger RNA from Henningerozyma blattae CBS 6284, 540 nucleotides. It is a transcript of the gene LDB18, whose product is annotated as Ldb18p. NCBI's taxonomy places the organism in Eukaryota, Fungi, Ascomycota, Saccharomycetes, Saccharomycetales, Saccharomycetaceae. The transcript has a single exon. The record is from RefSeq and is a predicted model, not a curated record. Bases 1 to 540 code for a protein of 179 amino acids.
AUGAUAACAACUUCCAUCUUCUUGGAUUCUCUUGAAGAACGAUUGGAAUGUAUUGAAAAUAGUUUGGGAAAAAUAGAUGACUCCGAAAAUAAUUAUUCAUUUCAAAAUAAAAUUGAUGAAAUCCAAACUGUUCUAACAGAGUUAUUACCAUCAUCAGAAAAAUAUGAUUGGUCUGUUAUCCAAGAUGAUGAUUAUUGUAGUUUAUCACACUCUACACCAAAAGAGCUCGAAAUUCCUAAUGAAUUUAUCUUGGAUGAUUGCAUUAAUGAUCUAAAUCUAAUGCUAAGUGAUUUAACCAAGCUAACUAACAGUCACAAUGAACUCUUAGAAUUAGAGCUCUUGAAUUGUAGUCAAACUCCUACAAAUAUUAGAAGCGUUGAAGAAAAUAUAUGCACACAGAAUUUAACAAAAUUCCCUAAUUUAAUUAGGGAAUGCAAUCUCCUAUUGGUAAAAUCAUUAGCAGUAUCAGACCGAUUUGCAGGUAUAGAGUCCAAAUAUAAGGAGAUACUACACAACUUACAGAAAAAUCAAAAGCAUUAG